UCUUCUCCCAAAAGCUGCUGCUGUUUCACCUCAGAGUCCAGCUGAGGAGCAUUUUUCAUUUUUUCAGUGGAGGCCUGAGUAAGAAAAUCCUGAGAGCUGUACAGGUGCGGAGUGGAAAAGCUGACAGGCUUUAGGGAGGGAAGUAGGCAAAGACGCUCUCUCGCUCUCUCUCUCUCUCUCUCACUCUCUCUCUCUCUCUCUCAGCCACAUUUGGUGCCAUUGCUUGUUUUUUUUUCUCACUUGUGGCCAAUGCGCUCUCCUCUUGAGUCCCAAAGACACCAACAGCUCAACAGCUCAUAGGAACAGGGGACGCUUGUUUUGGGACAUAACUUCGGUUUUGGCUCCUUUUGGGACCUUUUCUCGGUAGCCGUUCCCAGGGGGGGAGACAACGAAAGCUCUUCCCCCAAAUCACGGACAUGGAGGCAACGGAUGGCUAUAUAGCAAGUAACGGCGACUGCUCUCCUAGGAAAGAAAACUCGAGAAUGCUGGUGGACCUGUCGCUAGACGCACCCAACGGCCAGCAUUCCCAAAGCCCCAGCUCUCCGACCCCUCAUACAAUCAAACAGGAGGAGGGUGCUGAGGAAGAAGCAGAGAAGAGAGUGGCGGGCCGAGAUGAGACAGGCCACAGUGGUGAAGAGGGGUCAGUACUGGAAGAGCCUAUGAUCGACAGUCCAAACAACCUGCAGGACGUUGGACCGGGCACAGAGGGGCCGGCUGAUACAGGAGUACGAUUACCCUCCGGUGAUCGGCCCUUCCAGUGCAACCAGUGUGGAGUUUCCUUCACGCAGAAGGGUAACCUGCUGAGGCACAUCAAGCUGCACACGGGGGAGAAGCCCUUUAAAUGCCCCUUCUGCAGCUACGCCUGCCGCCGCCGCGACGCCCUUACCGGACACCUCCGCACGCACGCCGUGGGUAAACCGCACAAGUGUAACUACUGUGGGCGGAGCUACAAACAGCGUACGUCAUUGGAGGAGCACAAAGAGAGGUGCCAUAAUUACUUGCAGAGUGUUGGAAUGGACUCCGCCCCCAACCCGGGCCCAUAUGCAGGAGAGGGUCCUAAGGAUCAGAGGUCUCUGGGAGAGCCGACUGGAGCUGUGCCAUUCGACAGGCCGCCGGUCAUCGAAAGGCUGCAGGCCAGUGUGGCCAAGAGGAAGAGCACCACGCCUCAGAAGUUUGUGGGAGAGAAGAUGAUGCGCUACACCUACCCUGACAUGAGCUUCGACCUGAAGUAUGAAAAGGAGGCUGAGAUGAUGCAGGCCCAUAUAAUGGACCAGGCUAUCAGUAACGCUAUGACCUAUCUGGGUGACACCCUGCGGCCUGUAGUCCCUCACCCUCCACUCUCCAUGGCAGAGGUGGUUCCCAUGGUGAACCCCUUAUUUCACCCCGUCUAUCCCAUUGGCCCUCGGCUGGACCGGCCCAGCAGCCGCGAGGCGCUCCCCCUGCCCCAACUGCCCCCACCAACGGAAUUUCCCGCCCCCACCAAUGGGGCCAUCUCUCUGGUCAGGCCCAAGAACCAGCCAGGCCGCGAGGGCUCCCCCGGAAACACCAGUGGCCAGGAUUCGGCAGAUUCGGCCCGCAGCAGCCCUCAAGACAAGUUGGUCAACCACAGCAGGUCGAUUCGGGUCAGUCCGGGUCACUUUGUGCCCCGAGAGGAGCCGCGGGCGGCUGAAGCCGGGCGCCCAGUGGUUCGGGACACGGGGGUGCGCGUUUUUGGCCGUGAGGGCCAGGAGCUGAGGGCUUUCCAGUGCGAGCACUGCAGAGUGCUUUUCCUCGACCACGUCAUGUACACCAUCCACAUGGGUUGCCACGGCUACAGGGACCCACUGGAGUGCAACAUCUGCGGCCACUGCAGCAAAGAUCGCUACGAGUUCUCCUCGCACAUCGUCCGUGGAGUGCAUACCUUUCGUUAGGAGAAGGCCAGGAUACACACCACGCACACAUGUGGCCAGUUGUAGUCAAGGAUUGUGACCUGGACAUCGGUGAACGGUGUGGAAACAUCUCCGAAGAUGGGCCAGAGGGAAGGCAGCUGUAAGCAGCAUUUAACAAAUAUAUGAAGGUUUAGGUCCUGCAGUUAACCCCUUAAACUUUAGGCUUAGUACUCAGUUCUUGAUCUUGAGGUUUAUUAUCCAGUAACUACUAUGAAUUACUCAAUAACUACUAUGUAAUUAAUAUAUAAGGGAUGUAGUUACGAGUGAGGAAUGCGAGUCUGGAGUUUAAGGGGGUAAAAUUGUAAUUUUUUUGAAUUUUCUGAAGGUUAUAUAUUUGGGUGAGGGCAUGUAAGAGUUUGCGCAUGAUGUGAAUGAUAAGGUGAAUUUUUUUUCUUUGCAUAGGCACACUCACUCUUUGACAUUUUUUUUAUCUAGUGCACCAUUGAAAACAGAGCAGCUAUAUUUCCUGGAAAGUUAUGAAGGUUUUCUUUUUUUUUCAUCUUAAGUGAGUCGUCUUUGCAUGCUGUCGUUCCCGUUUUACGGACUAUUAUAGGAUGACUGCAGAUUUUAGAGAUGUCGCCAUACAAGGGUAUCCUGAACAAUGUGCACUUGCACACAGGGGACUAUCAGGGGAAUAUGGGACAAGAAAAGCUCAUCAUUUUACAGCUUUUUUUCCAUUUAUUUUUCUUUUUUUUUGCUGCUGUGGUUUCUCAGUGCCUUGCCGAUGUUUCGAAUGAUAUGAUCUAGCUUCUCGUAAGUGUGUUUGGACAUGUCCGCUUUGUACCAUUCGCCCAUCAGACAUAGUGACCAGGAAAUGCAGUUGAAUUAAAGCUUAGCAUUAUAGUUUUUUUUGUUUGUUUGUUUAAUUAUUAUUACUAUGUUUUUAACUGUGAGUAUGUGCAGGUUCACACUCAUCCUCGUGCUUGUGGUGCUUGUACUACCAGGACUCCAUGUGAUGGCACUGUCUUGUAGCCUUGUAACCACAUUAAAAAGCAGUUAGGCAGCGAUCGUGCACGAGGAGCUGAUGACAAUCUGGAUCAAAACACUCCUACGGUUUGAUGUAGGGC
This is a messenger RNA of Colossoma macropomum (tambaqui), 2995 nucleotides long. RefSeq names its product IKAROS family zinc finger 2 (gene ikzf2). Bases 417 to 1910 code for a protein of 497 amino acids. Lineage: Eukaryota; Metazoa; Chordata; Actinopteri; Characiformes; Serrasalmidae. The transcript has 8 exons. Gene Ontology annotation, biological process: regulation of transcription by RNA polymerase II. Gene Ontology annotation, molecular function: DNA-binding transcription factor activity; RNA polymerase II cis-regulatory region sequence-specific DNA binding. The record is from RefSeq and is a predicted model, not a curated record.